AUGCGGCUGGACUUCGCCCUCGACUCCGCGAUCGACCACUACCACACCAGCGGCGAUCUGGCCCCGUUUUUCGAGGCCCUGGACGACAUCGGCCACGAUGGCCCGUUCGCCCAGGAGCCCCAGGCUGCCGCGAAGUGGGCCGACCAGGCGCAGGACGGCCAGCGGUUCGUGCACGGCAUGAUGUUCGGGAGCGAGGAGGACAGCGCGGAGUGCCCCGCGGGGCGCACGGAGUCGGGCCCGUCGUACACACUGGCGACGUCCGAGAACGGCCACCCGGAGCCCUCCCGCGGGUAUCGCGCGCACUACGACGCCCCAAACCGCUCCGCAUUCUCCGCGAGCCACCCCCACGCGCCCAACUACGCCGCGGUCCACGCCUCGUGGCCCCACCAGGCCGGCACCAGCAGUGGCGUCCACGGGGCGGCCCCGCAGGCCGCCUGGGCGGCCACCACGGCGCCCAUGGUGCCCUCGCAGCCGUCGCAGAUCAACCCCGCGAAGCGCACGGCCUCGCACGCGGCCCUCGAGGCCCCCCAGGCGCCUCCGGCCAAGUUGGUGCGCGUCGACCACGGCCCGCCCGUUCCGCGCCCCGCCGUCCCCUACGAGGCCUACCAGGAGCGUUCCUCCGCGCCUGAGUACCAGUCGGUGCCCGGGGCGGCCUCCACGGUGCGCCCCUCGGCCGGAUCGUCCGCUGCGUCGGACCCGGAGCCUGUGGCCCAGCAGCCGCAUGGCCUGACCAGCUUCGAAGACGCGCGCCGGGACGCCGCGACCGCGCCGUCGAUCGCCAACAUCUUCCGCAUCUUCCAGACCUACGUCGACAACCUCCUCGUCGCGCGGUCCGUCGACGGCGUGAAGCGCCAGGUGCCCCAGCUGCGUACGGUCCGGAAUGCCAAGAGCAACGCCGCGUUCCUGACGUCGGGCUCGCGUCUCUCGGCCAACUCGAUCUUCGAGGAGCUCAUCCCCGCGCUCGAGUGGGGGACGAUGCCGGAGCUCGUCGCCCACGGCUUGCACGCCGACUACCCGCCGUGGAUGCUCGAGUCCGCGCACGUCCUCUUCCUCACGGGCAAGCUCUCGGACGCGGACCUGUGCGGCGCGGAGUGCGCGGAGCACCACACCACGUGCCUGGCGACGGUGCUGUCGCUGCGCAACCACCGCUUCGCCGGCGGGCUCGCGCCCGAGGAGCUCGCCGCGCAGCCGCGCGACGCGAUGACGCGGCUGCUGAAGGCGGACGAGGACGCGGUGAUGCGCAUCCUCGCCAUGACGCGGCACGGCUCGCGGCACUUUGCCAAGGCGCGCCGGUCGGGCUCGUACGAGGCGUGCGCGGCGCUCGCCGCGGCCGCCGAGCGCUCGGGCCGCCCGGCGCUCCCGGGCGUCCGCAUGCCGGCCUUCUGCCGCGGCCUGCUCCAGGAGUGCUUCCACCAGGAGGGGAGGGGGUCGAAGGCGAAGAAGGGCGAGGCGCGGUCGAUCUUCAAGGUGCACGGCUCGGAGCCGCGCGAGGUCGCGUCGAUGCGCCGCAAGCGCGCGAUCUACGCCUACCUGGCCACGCUGGCGCUCCCGGGGAGCCUCAUGGCCAUCGUGGCGCCGGGCUACGAGCGCGUGCAGGUCGCGGCGACGUCGCCCGCGGGCGUCGCGCUCGUCGCGACGGACGCCGCCGGCGUCGCGGUGACGACCGAGGCGCCGCUGCUGGCCCAGGGCGCCACGGCGCUGGCCCCCGCGCCCGCCCCCGCGCCCGCGUCGGCGCCGCUGCUCGAGGCCCCCGCGCCCCUCGUGGAGGCCCCCGCGCCCCUCGUGGAGGCGCCCGCGACGCUGGAGUCGCUCACGCACUUCUAA
Messenger RNA from Pedinophyceae sp. YPF-701, 1824 nucleotides. NCBI's taxonomy places the organism in Eukaryota, Viridiplantae, Chlorophyta, Pedinophyceae. The record is from the annotation of a GenBank genome assembly.